AUGUCUUUGAAGCUGCAAUCAUGUCUUCAUACACGAAAUACUCGUGCUGGGUUGUCAAUGCUCAGCUUUCGGUCCCUUUCCAGCCAUGCUGCCUCUAAUCGAUUCCACCAACAGCCACCGAAAUCACCAACAGUUCGAGCAUUCCCUACCUCGGCGCUAUCAUACCAUUGGGACACACUGCCGCCGACUCUAGCUCAACUGAGCCAUGCUGCAAAGUUCUUCAAACUGCAACCUCCAACGUUCUUGUGGUCUGCUGAAAAAUUCAAGACCAUGGACUUCGGCAACAGCCCCGAGGUUUGCUUCCUCGGACGAUCGAAUGCGGGAAAGUCAUCACUUCUGAACGCUCUUCUAUGUAAGAAUAUAGCACACACAAGUUCGAAGCCUGGCCGAACAAGACUUAUGAAUGCCUUUGCGGUUGGCGGUGCCGAGGACAAUGGAAAGAAUAGGCUAGUCGUAUUGGACAUGCCUGGAUACGGCAAGGGAGGGAGAGCAGAAUGGGGUACACAGAUUAUGAAAUAUCUGGAAAAGAGGAAAGAGCUGAAAGGAACAUUCUUGCUUGUUGAUGCGGAGCAUGGCAUAAAGAAGAGUGAUCAACAGCUUCUGGCUAUGAUCAAGGAUAUCGGCAUACCAUAUCAAGUCAUUCUGUCCAAGGCAGACAAAAUCGUCUUUCCAGGAAGUAGGACGCCGAGUUCUCAAGCAUUGGAGAUAAGACUUACGGAGCUGAGAAGGACCAUGGAAAGUGUGAAGGAGGCAGUUCAACCAAAUUCAGAGGAUGAUGGAGGAGCGGUUGGAGAGGUCGUUGCCUGCAGUUCUGAGAAAUGGAUUGAAGGAAAAAGAAUGGGCAUUGAUGAAGUCAGAUUUGCUAUGCUUCGAGCCGCUGGAUUGGAAUAUCGGCCCAAUGUCCCCUUGGCGAGACCAGUGGAAAUUGUACCCCAUGAGGAGAUUUUUGGUUACGGUUGA
Hyaloscypha bicolor E is the source of this 960-nucleotide messenger RNA. RefSeq lists its product as uncharacterized. Gene Ontology annotation, cellular component: mitochondrion. Gene Ontology annotation, molecular function: GTP binding. The coding region runs from base 1 to 960 and encodes 319 amino acids. The record is from RefSeq and is a predicted model, not a curated record. NCBI's taxonomy places the organism in Eukaryota, Fungi, Ascomycota, Leotiomycetes, Helotiales, Hyaloscyphaceae. The transcript has a single exon.